Oncorhynchus gorbuscha (pink salmon) is the source of this 649-nucleotide messenger RNA. RefSeq names its product guanine nucleotide binding protein (G protein), gamma 10 (gene gng10). Gene Ontology annotation, biological process: G protein-coupled receptor signaling pathway. Gene Ontology annotation, molecular function: G-protein beta-subunit binding. The coding region runs from base 157 to 363 and encodes 68 amino acids. The transcript is spliced from 3 exons. Lineage: Eukaryota; Metazoa; Chordata; Actinopteri; Salmoniformes; Salmonidae. The record is from RefSeq and is a predicted model, not a curated record. Gene Ontology annotation, cellular component: heterotrimeric G-protein complex.
GUGGCUUCCUGCUUCAAAAGUUUGGGAAGUUAAUUUUUUCUUCUUCUUUUUUUUUACCAGUCCAGAAAGCGCCGUUUCCCGUCCAUAUCUCUAAUAGUCCUCAAACUAUUUGACCGAAAAAAAAAACAAGAAAGAAAGAAAGAAAAUCAACAAAACAUGACGUCUAAUUCCAACGUGUCCAACAUGCGUCGACUUGUUGAACAACUGAAACUCGAAGCCAGUUUGGAACGGAUUAAGGUGUCUCAGGCAGCGGCAGAGCUCCAGCAGUACUGCCAUCAGAAUGCGGCUAAAGAUGCUCUGCUGGUCGGGGUUCCGGCAGGCUCCAACCCCUUCAGAGAACCACGAUCCUGUAACCUGUUCUAAGGUCAGGACACAAAAAAAGCGGAGUCAUACAGAGGAAAACUUACGAAACAACGAUGAAGAAGUGAUCAGGCUGCAUUCAUUGAGAGAUAAAUGUUUCCUCUUGUGCCACGUGGCUUUGUUAUGUUUUUUAAAAUAAUAUAUAUCAUAUGAAGGAAUAAUAGUUUUGUAUAUUGGAGCUCAUUUUUUACAUUUGUUUCUUGGAUGUUAGUAUUUUUAGUCCCAAAGUUCUUUUUAUUUUUAUUUUUACUAGUUUGGUAACAUUUAAUAUAAAUUUGAUCUGAUACAG